AAAAAAAGCAGUUGGAAUCUUGUGUCGGAUUGACUUGCCAUUGACGAAAAAGUUCUCAUACACCUCCCUAAACAAAGCACAAGCUGUUCACUAUCAACAAUCCUCAUCUCAAUCAUCUUUGCUAUCUGUUGAAAACAGCACUAUUGGAUGGGUAAAACAAUUGAUCUUUAUGGAUUCCCUAAUUUAGUGUCGGCAGAUGUAGUUCUAACAUUUCUAGAGAGAUAUACUGGUGUAGGGAGUAUUGAGGCUUUGGAGGUUAAACAAAAAAAUGCAGAUGAAAGAGCGUAUGCUAGAGUCCAAUUUAGAACAGAUGAUCAUGUGGAAUACAUAUUACCCAUGGUUAACAAUAGGAAAUUAUUAUGGUACGAUAAAUCUUAUUUUAUGGCUCGGAAAAUGGAUUUUGAUCUUGUUAAGAAGCCUAGGCAAUAUGCAUGCGAAAUGGAGUGUACAACUCUUCAUUUUGGUUGCCAGGUGUCAACGGAGAGUUUGUCGGUUCUGUGUAAAAUGAAAAAUGCAUCAGUGAAAUUUGGGUCUGAACUAAGAAAGUUAUACUUUGGUGUUCCAUGGUCCACAACAAGUUACAAGCUGCAACUCGCCUAUGAGAAUAUUUGGCAAGUUCAGCUACACUGCCCUCGUGGCGUUGCAGCAAGGUUUCUUGUUAUUCAGCUAUACGGUGCUCCUCGAAUUUAUCAGAAAGUUGAAGACAACCCUUAUAAUUAUUAUAGGGAGCAUUCUGAUGAUCAGUGGGUUAGGGCAACAGACUUCACUCCAUCUUUUGCCAUUGGACAAUCAUCCCAUCUAUGUAUAGAAAUUCCACAUAAUGUUGAACUACCAGAUCUUAGUUCUUUUCCAAAUUACAAAGAAAGUAACCAUCCAUUUAACUUGGUGACUGGUUAUAGUUUUUCUAAAAAUAUGGAUCUAGUCCCGAUGGUGGGUCCCACCCAAGGUUAUAAUCUGCCGUUUAAUAUAGUGUUUAAGAUUUGUGCCUUGGUUCAACAUGGUUGCAUUCCGGGACCUGUCCUUGAUGACGAUUUCUUUGCGUUGUUGGAUCCGCAAAAACAUGCAAUUGAAUCAAUUGAAUAUGUUAUGAAGAAGCUUUAUUUGUUAAAAGAUUGUUGUUAUGAUCCGGUAAGGUUUAUAACUCAAGAAUAUCAAAACAACAAAAAGUUAAGGUCCCCUGCUAUUUCUUUGGACCCUGGUCUUGUAUACGUGAGGAGAGUUCAAAUUACACCAUCAAAAGUGUACUUCUGGGGGCCAGAGGUCAAUGUGUCCAAUCGGGUUCUACGUCACUAUGCAGAUUAUAUUGAUAAUUUUCUUCGUGUUUCGUUUGUUGAUGAAGAAUUAGAGAAUGUUUAUGCAACAGAAUUAUCCUCAAAAGUAUGUGUAAAUGGGGAAAAAAGAACUGGAAUUUAUAGGAGAAUUUUGUCAAUUCUUAAGAAUGGGAUAGUAAUUGGCGAUAAGAAAUUUGAAUUUCUUGCGUCCUCGUCAAGCCAGUUACGUGAUAAUUCUGCAUGGAUGUUUGCAUCAACGGGAAGCCUAAACGCUGCUGAAAUAAGAAAUUGGAUGGGUGAUUUUAGUAGCAUUAGAAAUGUUGCAAAAUAUGCAGCUAGACUCGGUCAAUCUUUUGGUUCUUCAAAAGAAAGUUUUUGUGUUGCACGGUAUGAAGUGGAAGAAAUUCCUGAUAUUGAAGUUGUAAGAAAUGGUACUAAAUAUGUAUUUUCAGAUGGAAUUGGGAAAAUAUCUUCUGAACUUGCUGAAAGAGUUUCAAGAAAAUGUGGCUAUAAUUUUGUUCCCUCUGCUUUUCAAAUUCGAUACGCUGGGUACAAAGGUGUCGUAGCUGUGGACCCCACCUCAUUCGUGAAACUAUCACUGAGGAAAAGCAUGUGCAAAUUUGAAUCUGACAACACAAAGCUGGAUAUUCUUUUGAUUAGCAAAUAUCAGGCGUGCUAUUUGAACCGCCAGAUCAUCACUCUUCUUUCUACCCUUGGUGUUUCUGACCACGUCUUUGAAAAGAAGCAACGAGACGCAGUAUGCUUACUAGAUGCCAUUUUAGCGGACCCAAUGAAGGCAGAAGAGGCGCUAGAUUUAAUGUCCCCCGGAGAAAACACAAACGUUAUAAAGGAAAUGCUUUCAUGUGGAUAUAAGCCGAAUGCUGAACCGUUUCUGUCAAUGAUGUUGCAAGUUUUUCGUGCCACAAAGCUGCUAGAGUUGAGAACUAAAACGAGGAUUUUUGUUCCUAAAGGAAGAGUAAUGAUUGGAUGUUUGGAUGAAACUCGAACACUGGAAUAUGGUCAAGUUUUUGUUCAAUAUUCGAGUGCAAGACGAACGCCAUUGGGUGAUGAGUAUAGUGGACUCGGCUCAUAUAAGGCCCGAAUUGUUAGCGGGGAUGUGGUUGUUGCCAAAAAUCCUUGUUUGCAUCCAGGCGAUGUACGGGUCUUGAGUGCUGUUGAUGUUCCAGCAUUGCACCAUAUGGUAGAUUGUGUUGUUUUUCCACAAAAAGGAAACAGGCCUCAUCCAAACGAAUGUUCCGGAAGCGAUUUAGAUGGAGAUGGUUACUUUGUUUGUUGGGACCCUGAUCUGAUUCCACCUCAGCAAAUCGAACCGAUGGAUUAUACGCCAGCGCCAACUGUGCAACUGGAUCAUGAUGUUACUAUUGAGGAAGUCGAGGAGUUUUUCACAAACUACAUUGUCAACAACAGUUUAGGAGUAAUUGCAAAUGCCCACACAGUCCUUGCAGACCGGGAACGCACAAAAGCAAUGGCCGAACCUUGUGUAGAGCUUGCAAAGCUCUACUCACUUGCUGUUGACUUUCCAAAAACCGGUGUUCCAGCUGACCUACCCCAUCAUCUCCGGCCCAAAGAGUAUCCAGAUUUCAUGGAAAAACCGGACAAAACAACCUAUGAGUCACAAAACGUGAUUGGGAAACUUUUUCGAGAAGUAAAACAAAUCGCCCCACAAAACAGCCCGGUCACCCCCUUCACAAAAUAUGUGGCCAGACAGACUUAUGACGCUGACAUGGAAGUGCCCGGCUUUGAGGAUUACACUGAUGAAGCAUUUGAUUUUAAAACUUACUAUGAUCUCAAACUGGGUAGUCAUAUGGAUUAUUACGGAAUUAAAACCGAAGCCGAGCUUUUAUCGGGUAGUAUCCUGAAAAUGUCAAGAUCUUUCGACCGCAGAGAUGAUGCUGAAGAGGUCGGUUUAGCUGUGAAAUCAUUAAGGAGGGAAGCUAGAAACUGGUUCAAAAGUGGCAGAGGAGAUAGGGAUACAAAAGAUGAUAAUGUUUAUGCAAAAGCAUCUGCAUGGUAUCAUGUCACAUACCAUCCACAGUACUGGGGUCGUUACGAUGUCGGUUAUGAUGAGGAUAUGCCACGCCAUUUUCUGAGUUUCCCAUGGUGCAUUCAUGACAAACUUAUCGAAAUCAAGAAACGUAAAGCGAGUAUCAGAUUGCAAGUUGAUGAUGAAUCGUUGUCGCAGCAGUUCGGCUCUGCAUUUAAUCUGGUAUGAGUAUGAUCCCCUUUUAUACUACUAUAUUACAACAAGGUACUUUUGGACACGGUCUAUGUUUGCUUUAUUGUAAAUAUUGUAAUACUAUGUAUGUAAGUCAGCUGUAAUUUUGGACUUGAUUUCAUCUAUGUGAUGUGAAGAUAGGGUUUGUUGUAAA
Molecule: messenger RNA, 3661 nt
Organism: Helianthus annuus (common sunflower)
Lineage: Eukaryota; Viridiplantae; Streptophyta; Magnoliopsida; Asterales; Asteraceae
Product: probable RNA-dependent RNA polymerase 1
Exons: 5
Coding region: 148-3504 (1118 amino acids)
Biological process (GO): siRNA processing
Cellular component (GO): nuclear RNA-directed RNA polymerase complex
Molecular function (GO): RNA-directed RNA polymerase activity
Source: RefSeq, a predicted model, not a curated record